Bactrocera dorsalis (oriental fruit fly) is the source of this 3461-nucleotide messenger RNA. It is a transcript of the gene Vsx2, whose product is annotated as diencephalon/mesencephalon homeobox protein 1. Gene Ontology annotation, biological process: regulation of transcription by RNA polymerase II. The coding region runs from base 989 to 3112 and encodes 707 amino acids. NCBI's taxonomy places the organism in Eukaryota, Metazoa, Arthropoda, Insecta, Diptera, Tephritidae. The transcript is spliced from 6 exons. Gene Ontology annotation, molecular function: sequence-specific double-stranded DNA binding; DNA-binding transcription factor activity, RNA polymerase II-specific. Gene Ontology annotation, cellular component: nucleus. The record is from RefSeq and is a predicted model, not a curated record.
UGUGUAAAGUUUUAUUCCGCUAUCAUCAUUGGUUCCUAAUGUAUAUAUUAUACAGAGAAGGCAUCAGAUGGAAUUCAAAAUAGCGUUAUAUGGGAAGAAGGCGUGGUUGAGAACCGAUUUCGCCCAUAUUUAGUAUAUGUCAUCAGGGUGUUAAAAAAAUAUUAUAUACCGAAUUUCAUUGAAAUCGGUCGAGUAGUUCCUGAGUUAUGGUUUUUGGUCCAUAAGUGGGCGACGCCACGCCCAUUUUUAAUUUUUAAAAAAAGAAUGGGUGAAACUUCCUUCUGCCAUUUCUUCCGUAAAAUUUUGUGUUUCUGACGUUUUUGGUUAGUCGGUUAACGCACUUUUAGUGAUUUUCAACAUAACCUUUGUAUGGGAGGUGGGCGUGGUUAUUAUCCGAUUUCUUCCAUUUUUGAAAAGUAUAUGGAAAUGCCUGAAGGAAACGAUUCUGUAGAGUUUGGUUGACAUAGCUAUAGUAGUUUCCGAGAUAUGUACAAAAAACUUAGUAGGGGGCGGGGCCACGCCCACUUUUCCAAAAAAAUUACUUCCAAAUAUGCUCCUCCCUAAUGCGAUCCUAUGUGCCAAAUUUCACUUUAAUAUCUUUAUUUAUGGCUUAGUUAUGACACUUUAUAGGUUUUCGGUUUCCGUCAUUUUGUGGGCGUGGCAGUGGGCCGAUUUUGCCCAUCUUCGAACCUGACCUUCUUAUGGAGCUAAGAAAUACGUGUACCAAGUUUCAUCAUGAUAUCUCAAUUUUUACUCAAGUUACAGCUUGCACGGACGGACGGACGGACGGACAGACGGACGGACGGACGGACGGACAGACGGACGGACGGACAGACAGACAUCCGGAUUUCAACUCUACUCGUUACCCUGAUCACUUUGGUAUAUAUAACCCUAUAUCUGACUCUUUUAGUUUUAGGACUUACAAACAACCGUUAUGUGAACAAAACUAUAAUACUCUCUUUAGCAACUUUGUUGCGAGAGUAUAAAAAUGCCACAACGUUCACCAUUCGCCAUACAAGAGCUGCUCGGGUUGAGCAAUUCAGCCGCAGCAGCAGCCGCUGUGGCCGCAGCCGUCGCUAAAACACACGAACCCAGCCAAAGCGGCAGCGCGCUGAAGGACCACGACACGUCGUCUACGAAAACAAAAGAAAUUACUGUAACAGCGUCAGCUGACAGCACACCGCCACCCACGGCAAUAACGACGCGUACGCCAUCGCCCAAUCAGCCAGCGUUGGCUGCCAAUAGCAACAGCAGUGGCAGCGCUAGCAGUGCAACCACUUCAUUAAAUACGACCGCAACUGCGGGCGCCAGUGCGCCCGCACUGUCGGCGUCCGCGGUCAGCACGGCUGCAAAUGGCAGUAUUGCAGCCGGGCCGUUUAGUGUUGCCGCCGAUCAGCAACAACAACAACAACAACAGCAUGCUGCACAACAACACCAACAGCAACAACAUCACCACCAGAUGACAAUGGCUGCCGCUGCUGCCUCACGCAUGGCCUACUUCAAUGCACAUGCCGCUGUGGCAGCUGCAUUUUUGCCACACAAUCUAAGUAGUGGCGGUGCUGCGGCAGCCCAGCAUACUACCAAUUUGCAUGCAUUGCAGCAACAUCACAAUCAUCAUCAUCAUCACCACCAGUUGCAACUGCAGUCACAUCAUACACACGGGCAUGCGCCGCAUCAUUUGUUGCAUGCACAGGGUUUUCCACAAAUUAAAAGCUUCGGCAUACCCGGCGGCUGUUUGGCAGGUCCCCUGUCUAGCAAGGAUUUCACGCUUGAUGGCAUAAAUGGUUUUGGUGGCAAGAAAAAGAAGAAGAAACGUCGACAUAGUCGUACGAUUUUCACUUCUUAUCAAUUGGAAAAACUCGAAGAGGCCUUCAAAGAAGCACACUAUCCCGAUGUGUAUGCACGAGAAAUGUUAUCGCUAAAAACCGAGUUACCUGAGGAUCGGAUACAGGUUUGGUUUCAAAACCGCCGCGCCAAAUGGCGCAAAACGGAAAAAUGUUGGGGACGCAGCACAAUCAUGGCCGAGUACGGCUUGUAUGGAGCAAUGGUGCGCCAUUCGUUGCCACUGCCGGAGACCAUCAUCAAAUCGGCUAAGGAGAACGACUCAGUGGCACCGUGGCUACUAGGUAUGGAGACGGAAAGCAUGCAUCGCAAAUCGAUAGAAGCCCAGCAGACAUUCAAAGACGACUCCGGCCUUAGCGAUCACGAAGACUCGGCUGGUUCGAAAUCCAAUGACGAAGCGCACCGCCUCAGCUCCUCCACCGAGUCGUUGAAUGUGGUUAGUCCGGGACCGACGCACGAGCGCACGCACAUAUCCUCAAAUGCGACCACACCCACAGCUACCACAGCUUCAUCAUCAUCGCCGCACAUCGAUUUGAGCAGUCCCUCACCGCCGACAUCGCAUACGUCAACCGCAUCGCUGGCAUUACAGCUGUCGCCACUGCAACAACAUCAGCGUCAUUUGUUCCAGCAAGCGCUAGUGCCGCCAACCGCACAACCCUCUUACCAUCCGCUCAUGGAUGCGGCCAAUGCCAGCGCGGGUGCGGCGACAAGCAAAGAUUUCCACAUGAUCAUGAAUACGGCUGUGGCAGCGGCAGCGGCGGCCGCUGCGGCAAGUAAUGCUGCCACUACUGCUGGUGGUAGUGGUACAGGCGGCGCUGUAAGCGGCAUACAUCAUCAUGGAAAUGGCGCAGCGGCUGCGUACACAACGCUCGAUCAUGAUCCGGAUACAUUUCGCAACAACUCCAUCGCCUGUCUGCGCGCCAAGGCGCAGGAACACCAAGCACGUCUACUCAAUAGUGGUCUCUUCUUGCAGGUGCGUUCCUUCGCCGGUUUUCAAGCCAACAGCCAUGCGUCGGGCAUCAGCAAUGCCGCCAGCAGUCGCGCUGCUAAUAACAACAAAAGCAAUAACAGCAAUGAAUUCAUAAAAAUUGCAGACGACGUGGGUGUAGGUCAAAUCUCACCUGUGAAUUUUGGUGGCAUUGGUAAUGGCGAUGGCAGCGCGCAAAACAACAACAAUAUUGAAUUCUGCUUGCCGAUUGCAAGUGCUUUGCAACAACAGCAGCAGCACCAGCAACAAUUGAAGUUGGAGCGCAUGUCCUGUGAUCUGUAGCAUUAAAAUGCAAUUAGCAUGCAUCAAAACAUCAAGCCAAAAACAACAAAAAUAUUAACGAAUUUAUUUAUAAAUUAAACUUAACAAAUUUAUUAAUUGAACAAAAAAUUUUAAGCUCAUGUAUAUUUAAGUAAGAAUAUAUACAUAAAUUUAGGGAUUAACAAUUUAAGUCAAUGUAAAAAUUCUGAAAAUAUUUUUUAAAAUUACUUUUAUCAUGGUUAAUUUCUUUCUUUAUAUGCAUAAACAAGCUCGUACAUGUCUAAAAAUCAUUUUAAUUACAAUACUUUAAAAAUAUAUUUAAAAAAAUAAAAUUUUUAUAAAUAAUAAAUAUUUCAUAUAUUGUGCAUUU